UAUCGCCACCUGCUGGACUGGAGACUGAAGUGACAGAGCAGAACAUGUGAGCUGGUCGUAGCUUUGUGCGGUAGCUAACUGUGGUGUAAUGGCGUCUUCAGUCAGUUAGAGGUAAACCCCUGGUUUACCGUGUUUUGUUGCUAAACUCUACCGUGUCCCACCUGUCCGGCCCGGAGAAGCGGGAAGAGAGGGGCGCUGCCGGGCUGUAACAUAGUACUGCUGCAGCUAGCUUAGCUAACGUCAGCUAACCCACUGCCAGCGGUAAACGCUCGGGUCAAAAAUGGCCUCGGUUUCGAUUCCUGCCUGCACCACUGCACUUUUACUGGACAUCGAGGGAACCACUACGCCGAUCACGUUUGUUAAGGACAUACUGUUUCCUUAUAUCAGAGAGCAUCUUGAGGAUCAUCUGUCCAUGCAUUGGGAGGAAGAUGAGUGCAAACAAGAUGUCCACCUGCUCAAAAAGCAGAUCGAAGAGGACAUGAGGCAGAACCGGGCGUGUCCCGUCCACACCGUGGACCAGACGGUCCACACGGACGAGGAGAAGGCCAUCAGGGAGGUGGUGGAGAACGUGAUGUGGCAGAUGGCGGCGGACAGGAAGUCCACGGCGCUCAAGCAGCUGCAGGGCCAUAUGUGGAGGGCAGCCUACACGUCUGGGAGAAUCAAAGGCGAGAUCUACCCCGACGUGGUGCCGUCCGUCAAAACGUGGCGGGAACGCGGCCUGAAGGUUUACAUCUACUCCUCUGGCAGCGUGGAGGCCCAGAAGCUCCUGUUCGGAUACUCGGUGGAAGGAGACGUUUUAGACCUCUUCGACGGCCACUUCGACACCACGAUAGGAGCCAAAGUGGACUCGAAGAGCUACGAGCGGAUCGCCGAGCGGAUCGGCUGUCAGCCGGAGGAAAUCACCUUCCUCACCGACGUUAGCAGAGAGGCCAAAGCGGCGGAGGAAGCCGGGCUGAACGUCCUGCUGGUGGUCCGGCCCGGAAACAUGGAGCUGACGGACGAGGAGAGCGCUCACUACAACCUCAUUACCUCCUUUAGUCAACUUCAGCUGACGGGGCGAGCUUAACGCUGACCCAGUCCGCUUCUCCUCUACCAUCCCUGACUUUCUUUCCUUUUUUUUAAAUCUACUCUGGUGUUCUUGAUUUUGACUGUUGGCAGGAACUGGGACUUUUUUUUCAUUUUUGUUCACUGUAUGGCUAAUUAUGUAGCCUUGAAUAAGUACUCCUCUUCCUCAAACGUUUCCAUAUUUUGGCAUUUGCCACAUCUUCAAACUUCAGUGUGUGUGUGUAUAUAUAUAUAUAUAUAUAUAUAUAUAUAUAUAUAGUAAUAGACCAACAAAAAGUUGUGCAUAAUUGUGAUGAAAAUGAGGUACAUGAUUUAAAAAAAAUCUGUUGACCAAAUGUUUGCUGCGGCUCUUGGGCUCAGUCAGGUGAACAUGAUGCUGCCACCGCCGUGUUUUCUUGUGACUUUGAAAGUUUGCCGUGUGCCCUGCAUGGUUUUGAAGCAAAAUUCUCUACUGAUCGCUUCAGUAGGUCUCUGCUUUGACUAGGCCAUUCUAACACGAGGACAUUGCUCAUCAGGGUCACUCCACCUCCGUGUUUUACGGCUUUCCAGCAGGUUUUCUUUCCAUCAAUAGAAACCCCACAACAUUAUGCAGCCACCACCGUGCUUCACAGCGGAGAUGUUUUCAGAAUGGUUUGCAUUGUUGCUCUUCAAGCUGUGUGUAUGUGGGUUUUUUUUUUUGAACAGUUCUUUAAAUAUCUCUACAACUACAACGCCGUUUGUUCUCUAACGAACCUGUGACGCCUUCACAGAACAUCUGGGUUUCUCAGUCUCUCCAGGGAGAUGUUCUUGCAAUUUCGCUUCAUUUUCAGUUUCAUCCUUUUCUGACCAACCACUGCAACUCUCCACCUUAAUCUAAAAGACAAGCUAACCCAUGCAGCUCUGUCAUAUUAAGCUUGCUGCUACCCGUUUCGCAGCCAUUGCUUGUCAGUCAAUCCUUUUCCGUUUCUCUACAGAAGUUGCGCUCGCUGUUGCUUUCCACAUAUUUAAAAUACAUUUUUAUUGCCAGUCAGUCAGAGAUUAGACGUUAGAGCAGAGGCAGCAGCAGGACAAUGACGUGGGGUUUUUUCUGAGAAAGAAAAGAUUACAACUUGAUGAGAAAAUCUGAGGAAAGGGAAGGUUAUGUGCAACAUUUCAAUUUUUUUUACAAGACCAUGUUAUGGUAAAAAUAAAGUUUAAAAAAAAAUCACAAAUUUACUUAAAAGGUGCUGCAAAAUGAGUAAUUCUAGGCCAAGACGUAGAUGAAAACAACUAAAAGCUCUGUCCACUGCGAUUUCAUUUAAGGGCAUCAGAGUAAAGCAGCUGAAUAGAAAUAGCUUCAGAUUUUUAUUUGCUAAAAAUGUUUUUAUUUCCUUCUACUUUACUGUUAUUUGCUCCUUUUUUGUUGGUCUAUUCCAUAAAAUAGAAGUUUGACAAAUUGUGGAAAAGCUGAAUGCUCUUUGCUUGGCGUUUGUACCCAUGAAAUCACGGCAGAAAUGCCUCCUUCAUUUGUACAGAGUGAUGUAACGACCAGAAGCGGGAGGUCGGUGUCAUGGCAACCCGAACUGGACUGCGAGACUGUGGAUAGGUGCUCUACAAUCGCAGAAACUGUGAGGUCACUUUCUUGACGUUUGAACUUUUAGGUGAACCGUGUGUCUGACUUUCCAGCUGUUUGUGUACGAGCGUGAUGUAACCGUUCCCAUUUUUGUAAAACGUCGUUUGCCCGUGCGACUACGAGACGCGCUACAGUCGGAACCUCUGGUCGUGUUUUAGAGAGUAGAAUCACUGUGUAGAAGCACUCUGCCGCGGCGCCGACGGGAAGCCAGAGUGUGAGAGUCUUAACCCCACCGCAGGCGGACGGCGUCUGUCUUAACGUGUGCCAUCUGUGUCGUCUGUAACGGAGGAGAAAAACGAUGCCGGAGCGACGAUCAAAUGUGUAAACGGAGUCGGUACUAAUCCAGAAAUAAACACCUUCUCACACACAA
Xiphophorus couchianus (Monterrey platyfish) is the source of this 3026-nucleotide messenger RNA. RefSeq names its product enolase-phosphatase 1 (gene enoph1). Gene Ontology annotation, molecular function: magnesium ion binding; acireductone synthase activity. Bases 281 to 1066 code for a protein of 261 amino acids. Lineage: Eukaryota; Metazoa; Chordata; Actinopteri; Cyprinodontiformes; Poeciliidae. The record is from RefSeq and is a predicted model, not a curated record. The transcript has 6 exons.